Molecule: messenger RNA, 585 nt
Organism: Striga asiatica
Lineage: Eukaryota; Viridiplantae; Streptophyta; Magnoliopsida; Lamiales; Orobanchaceae
Source: the annotation of a GenBank genome assembly
AUGGAGAGGACGUGGACUCCGUCGGCCACGGCGCGGUCGACCGCGGAGAGGAUAUCUGAGCUGAAGCACCCGCCGGCCCAGCAGACCUUCCAUCCCGCGGGCCGUGCCGCCAGCGUACCCGAGGAGGCUGGCUCCGCGGACGGGCGAACCCGCGACCGUGGCUGCCGUGUGGGUCCCGUGCCCGUCUUGGUCACGGGCAGACUUGAACUCUGCCUCCUCGUCGAUUUUGCCGGAGGCCGCCUCGUAGCCGCGAAUGAACGGGCGCCGACGAUCUUGCGGUUGCAGUGGCGGCGGUCGAAUGAGCGGCCAGUCUCGCAGGCGCCCCGCCAGCGAGGCGGGAUGGGGCCCAUGCCGGUGUCGUUGAAGCUCGGACUCUCGGGCCAUAUCCCGGUGUCGAGGACCCCAACGACCACGUCGUGGGCUGGGGGGCCGGCGGCGGCGGGGGGCUCGGGCUCGAGGCCGAGGAACAGAGGGCUUCGGGUGAUGGUAAACGGUCUCGGGGAAGGUGGCAAGCACGGCUUCGUGGCGCUGCAGGUUUUGGGCCUCGUCGGAGGUGAGACGGGCGGCGAGGCCGUGGAAGGCUGA